Messenger RNA from Strongylocentrotus purpuratus (purple sea urchin), 2575 nucleotides. RefSeq lists its product as uncharacterized. NCBI's taxonomy places the organism in Eukaryota, Metazoa, Echinodermata, Echinoidea, Camarodonta, Strongylocentrotidae. Bases 109 to 1503 code for a protein of 464 amino acids. The record is from RefSeq and is a predicted model, not a curated record. The transcript is spliced from 4 exons.
GAUUUGAUACAUGCGUCUUCUGGCAAUUGAAUUCGAUUUGAUACAUGCGUCUUCUGGCAAUUGAAUUUGAUUCAAUACUCGUGGCAUAUUAAGUCAAACUUCACAAAGAUGGAAUGGAUACAGAGCGAGAGGGGUGGGCGAAAGCUCCUCCUGGGAGGAUACAUGUACGUCAAGCAAAAAGAUUUGGCAGAUGGGUACGAGGGCUUUGAAUGUGAGCUACGAAGGAACACACGACAAUGCAGAGCAAAAAUUAAGGUCAUGGGUGAUAACCAAUUCCGCGAUAGAACGGAGCAUAACCAUCCGCCUAACCAUGGUAGAAGCAAUGCUACGAAGGUUAAAGCAGCAACGAAGAGAAGGGCCACUGAGUCCAAUGAAAGACCACAACAGGUGCUUAUGGCGACACUAUGCGAGGUAACAGAGGAAGGGCGGGCAGCGCUACCAUCACUAAACAACAUGAGGAGGAAUAUCCGGAGACAGCGCCAAGAGAACCCAAACGCCCUCCCCAUUCCCAUGACUGUGGAAGAUCUGGAAAUCCCUGUAGAUCAACGAUUGACGCUGGGUGGAGAGCUUUUCCUUUAUCACGACUCUGGAAGAAACGACCCUCGCCGGAUUUUAGUGUUUACUACGGAAAGGAACCUUCAGUUGCUGUCAACGUCUGAAAGUUGGUUCGCUGAUGGCACGUUCAAGGUAGUGCCGACCAUCUUCUUCCAGUUGUGGACAAUCCACGCCACAUAUGACGGACAUGUGGUGCCUUUGGUUUAUUGCCUCAUGCUAAAUAAGGACCAGGCGUCAUAUACAAGGGUACUAGCAGCACUACAGGAGGGAAGGGCGUUCUACCCAACCAGAAUCAUGAUCGACUACGAAUUUGCAGCGAAGAACGCAUUUUCCCAGGCAUUUCCAAAUGCUCACGUUCAAGGAUGUCUUUUUCAUCUCUGUCAGAGGAUACAUGAACGGAUCAAGCAAGAAGGGCUGCAGGUGCUCUACAACGAGGAUGAGGAGAUCCGGACACAGGCGAGAAUGAUAGGAGCGAUUGCAUUUGUGCCAGUGGAAGACACCGUGGAGGCGUUUGAAGCCUUGGCAGGCAUUGCAAGGGCAGAGCUGCAACCUGUCCUCAAUUAUUUUGAGGAUACUUAUGUGGGUCGACCUCAAAGAGCCGCGGGACAUGGUCGCCAGGCAGCGAGGUUCCCGCCCAUAAUGUGGAACAUGUUCAAUGCGACACUGCAGGGGGAAUUUCGCACGAACAAUCAUGUGGAGGGCUGGCACCGAAGGUUCCAGAUCGGCGUCGGUGCCGACCACCCCUCGUUUUGGCAGUUUUUGACCUGCCUAAAACGGGAACAUGCCAUGAACGAAGUAACGAUCGGACAAGCGCAAGCUGGAAUGGCGCCUCCCGCACGUAGGAGAGUGUACCAAGAUACCAAUCUCCGGCUCAUCAGGCUCGUUACUAAUUACCAUGGGAGAGACAUUGUAGAUUUUUUGAGGGGCGUGUCCCAUAAUCUUCACUAACGAUCAGUCACCUAUGCUAUUGUACAGUUUUUGAUCAGUCCAGUUGAAUUGUUUUAACAUGCAGGACCUCCCAUUUACUUGGCAUUACAUUAUAUGGGAUGUUUUGUUUUACAUUAAGAGAUGCGUAUAUACAUUGUUGAAUACAGAAUGAUAUCAUUUGAUAUCUUCUUUUUGUAUGCAUUUGAUCGUUUUCAGGAUAAAAGUUUCUAUUUUUUUUAAUUCUCUUUUUUACUGUUUCAUGUUUAUAUGAUAAGCAUGAUUAGCAUCGGGCAAGCGCAAGCUGGAAUGGCGCCUCCCGCACGUAGGAGAGUGUACCAAGAUACCAAUCUCCGGCUCAUCAGGCUCGUUACUAAUUACCAUGGGAGAGACAUUGUAGAUUUUUUAAGGGGCGUGUCCCAUAAUCUUCACUAACGAUCAGUCACCUAUGCUAUUGUACAGUUUUUGAUCAGUCCAGGUGAAUUGUUUUAACAUGCAGGACCUCCCAUUUACUUGGCAUUACAUUAUAUGGGAUUUUUUGUUUUACAUUAAGAGAUGUGUUACGUAUAUACAUUGUUGAAUACAGAAUGAUAUCAUUUGAUAUCUUCUUUUUUUAUGCAUUUGAUUGUUUUCAGGAUAAAAGUUUCUAGUUUUUUUUUAAUUCUCUUUUUUUACUGUUUCAUGUUUAUAUGAUAAGCAUGAUUGUGAUGAUCUUUGCCUCUGAGUUUUACUUUGGGAUGUCAGAACUCUGUUUUUAGUACAUGACUUUGAUAAGUCUCCUCCUUUGGCUUCCUUCAAGACAGCAGGAAGGUGUUUUAUUUGUGUUAAUGUAUCAUUAAUAUUUAUCAUGUUUAUCCUCUUCAAAUAUGGUUUUGGGCAAUACGCGCUAAAAUUUGCUGGACAGAAGUUUUAUCGUUGCAGAAAAAGCUCUUCGUAUUAAUCGCAACUCUCAGUCGCGUUCCCUUACAAAUCCUAUAUUCUUUGAAAAUAGCAUGUUAAUAAUUAAUGACCUCUAUCUCUUCCAGUUAGGCCAGUUUUUGUAAACUAACAGUAAUGACAUGCUCUCAAUUUUAUUCAUGAUGUGUUCCUCCCCCCA